This is a messenger RNA of Humulus lupulus (European hop), 2440 nucleotides long. Its product is annotated as putative disease resistance RPP13-like protein 1. The transcript is spliced from 2 exons. Gene Ontology annotation, molecular function: ADP binding. Gene Ontology annotation, biological process: defense response to other organism. NCBI's taxonomy places the organism in Eukaryota, Viridiplantae, Streptophyta, Magnoliopsida, Rosales, Cannabaceae. Bases 29 to 2440 code for a protein of 803 amino acids. The record is from RefSeq and is a predicted model, not a curated record.
CUUUUUGUCCUUCACUUCAGGUUUGAUCAUGGCAGCCGAACUGGUAGCUGGUGCUUUGCUUUCUGCUUCACUUCAGGUUUUGUUUGAACGAUUGGGCUCUGAGGAGAUACCCCAGCUGUUCCAGGGGAAGAAGCUGAUUCUAGACCAGCUAUACGAGUUGAAGACCAUGUUGUGGUCAGCUCAUGCACUGCUCAACGAUGCUGAGGAGAAGCAACUUCGAAACCAGGAGGUCAGGAUGUGGCUUAUCGAGCUUCAAGAUGUGAUCUAUCAGGCUGAUGACUUGGUGGACAGGAUUGACUAUGAAGCUCUGCGAUCCAAGCUUGAAGAUGAUCAAUCCAGCAGCAGCAGUGCCAGCAAGGUACUCAUGAAAUUUAUGCCACCCUUUCUGUCCACAUUUGAUAAAACUGUUAGGCUUGAUUCCAUGGAGAUCCUUCGUAAGCUAAAGAUCCUUGUUGAUCAAAAAGAUGCUCUUGGCCUGAGAGAAGGUGCUCAGAACAAACCUUCACCAAGGCCACCAGCUCCUUUGGUAGAACAUGCUGAUGUUUGUGGGAGGGACACUGAGAAAAAAAUCAUUGUUGAUCAGUUGCUGAAAGAUGAUGUUGAUAGUGGCAGUAACAUUUCUGUUAUCCCAAUUGUUGGGAUGGGUGGUCUUGGCAAAACCACUCUUGCUCAAGUUGUUUAUGACGAUGAUAGAGUACAAAAGUAUUUUGAGCUAAAAGUAUGGAUUACUGUGUCGGAUGAGUUUGAUAUUUUCAAGAUAACAAAAGAGAUCUUUGAGGGGGUCACCACCAACAAAUGUGGUACUGAAAACUUCGACGAACUUCGAAGGAAAUUGAAGGAAGCAUUGAGGGGGAAGAAAUUUCUCUUUGUUCAUGAUGAUGUUUGGAACGAGUCUUAUUCUUUGUGGGACACACUGAAGAGUUCUUUUGAGUCUGGAGCAAAUGGAAGUAAAAUUCUUGUGACUACCCGAAGCACAAUUGUCGCCUCUACUAUGGCCACUGGGCAGAUUCAUUAUCUACAAACUUUGUUGAAUGAAGAUUGCUGGCAGUUAUUUGUGAAACAUGCUUUUGGAAAUAAUUUUGACCAGAAUAACAACAGAAAUCUGCAAGCACUUGGUAGAAAAAUAGUGGAGAAGUGCAAAGGCCUUCCUUUAGCAAUAAAGUCUCUUGGUGGAUUACUGCGCUGUGAACAAAAUCCUAAAAAAUGGGAAGACAUACUUGGCAGUGACACAUGGGAGGAAUUGUACAAGAAAGAGGGCUCCAUUCUUCCAGCUUUAUGGUUAAGCUAUCGUCACUUACCUACACAUCUCAAGCAAUGUUUUGCUUAUUGUUCCAUAUUUCACAAAGACUAUGAAUUUGACAGAGAAGUUUUGAUUUUGUUAUGGAUGGCUGAAGGGUUUUUGCCAAUGGAUUCAAAAAGUAAAAAGAUGGAGGAAUUUGGAAAGGAAUACCUUGAAGAUCUCUUAUCAAGGUCAUUCUUUCAAUGUUCGAGUAAGAACACAUCAUUUCUCCAAAUGCAUGACCUCGUACAUGAUUUAGCCAUGCUUGUAUCAGAUGAUUUUUGCUUUAGGUUGGAUUUGAGUAGUGAUGUGCAUAGCCUUCCAACAAAGAUUCGUCAUCUGUCAUGUAGGAGAAGCAAUAAUUACGACCUCGACAAACUUCAGGGUUUGAGUAAGGCUAUUUCUUUGCGUACCUUUGUAGCAUUGCCAUUGCAGAUUCUAGGUGGAAGCUAUUUAGUCCCGUACAAUAUAUUGCUUACAAAUGGAAGCUGUUUAAGAGUGCUUUCUUUUAGUCAAUCUUCUAUCAAGGAGUUGCCGGAUUCAAUUGGUAGUCUAAUACAUUUAAGGUAUUUGGACUUGUCUUAUACACAUAUCGAAGAGUUACAUGAGUCAGUUUGUAGUUUGUACCAUUUACAAACUUUAUUGUUGUCGUGGUGUAUAAAUCUUUCUCAAUUACCAAGGAAUAUGGGAAGACUGAUCAACUUGCGUUACUUAGAUAUUAGAGGGGUACCUUUGAAAGAGAUGCCGCAAGGAAUCAGUCAGAUGAAAUGCUUGCAACUCUUAUCACAGGUAGUAUUGAGUGACAAGCAUAACGAUGACGUGUUCAAAAUUACAGAUUUAGCAGAGCUUGAACAUUUAAGUGGAAGUCUUUCGAUUUUUGGUUUGGAAAAUAUUAAUGAUGCGACGGAGGCUUCAAAGGCUAAUUUAAAGGAUAAGAAGGACCUUACAGAACUAACUUUGAGCUGGAGCGAUGAUGCUGGUGAUGCUGAUAGUUCGCAAAAAGAAUUAGAUGUGCUUGACGCCCUUCGACCACAUACAAGCUUGAAGAGUCUGAAGAUUGAAAGUUAUAGAGGUACAACAUUCUCGAACUGGAUUGCAGAUGAUGCAUUUUCUAAUUUAGUGAUGAGAUCGAUAGCAGUGGUCCUCUAUUCACUUGUUUAG